AUGAUGUCGACGGCAUCCAAGUGCGUUGAAAAUUGUAUCCGAACGAAAUUGCAAAACCGAUUCAAUCCAAAAGUGUUGCAACUCAUCAACGAGUCGCACAUGCACAAUGUACCAAAAGACUCGGAAACGCAUUUCAAAGUCGUUAUUGUAUCUGAUGAAUUCGAAGGCAUGCCCUUGAUUAAGAGACACCGUUUGGUAAACGCGAUACUGACGGAUGAGCUCAAGUCCGGCGUACACGCUUUGUCUAUAGUGGCCAAAGCUCCGGCCCAGUGGAAAGACGAACCGGUCGAAAGUAGUCCCAAUUGUCGAGGUGGUUUUGGAAAGUGA
Molecule: messenger RNA, 327 nt
Organism: Macrosiphum euphorbiae (potato aphid)
Lineage: Eukaryota; Metazoa; Arthropoda; Insecta; Hemiptera; Aphididae
Source: the annotation of a GenBank genome assembly